AGAAAGGUGGCACGUCCCGAGUUAAAACUAGCUUUGAUGACAAUUUCUGAAAAGUUUUCUCUACAAAACUAUGUUAUAAAGUUAUAGAUUUGAAAAUGAAUUUUAAAGAGGAUUCACACAGAGCGUCAGCAUGGCAGGCAAAUCUUCCUAGUAUGAUAAGCGUAUUGGCUGAUAAAUGGCAAGAGGCAGCUAAUAUUUCCAUUAACCAAAGUCAACAAGUGCCGAAGAAACUAACUACAGAAGCUCUCUGUGUUUUGUGCGGAAUUCUCCUGUUUGUAAUACCAUCUGUAAUCGGAAGUGCCAUCAAUGCUUUCGAAUCUUUUUGUGGUGCAUCCCCGAAGAAAAAGAGUUCAACAAACGGGAAGGACCAAAGGAAUGAUGCAAAUGGUGAAACAAAUUCUACAACGGAAAAAGAGGAAGAUGAGUCUUCCACGAUUUCAGUUUGGAGUGGGAGUAGCAGAAAAUUUUUUGAUUGUUUCUGCGUUCAGACGAAUGCCAGAAAAAUACUGAGUACUUCUUCUAACCAUGGGUAUCUGGACUGCAUAGACGGAAUACGAGCCAUAAUUUUUCUUUGGAUUUUUAUUGCACAUUUUUUCUUCUUUUAUGUUCGAUCAAUAAAAAAUCUAAAUAAGCAUAUUAAGGUCAUAUUAGAAAUGCCGAUUACAAUAGUUGGUGCGAAUGCAGUUUUUGGAAUAGACACUUUUAUUAUACUUAGUGGAUUUUUAACCGGAUAUUUAUUUUUCGAUUACUAUGAGAAACAUAAUGGAAAGAUACCAUGGAUUUUAUUUUACGCUAUCAGGUUUUUAAGGGUCACACCACUGUACUUGGUGGUGCUUGGAUUCUAUUCCACUCUCUUCACUUACAUUAGUUCCAGUCCAGUAUGGCCAACUUAUAAUACAAAUCCCGUUUGCAGAGAAAGUUGGAUCUGGAAUGUGUUUUACAUAAAUAAUUUCCUUACACACUACAAACAGUGUUUGAACAUGACUUGGUUCCUCGCAUGCGUUAUGCAACUGUACGUAAUUAGUCCUUUAUUCAUGAUUCCUUUAAAAAGAUGGCCAAGAUUUGGACACGUCUUGUCAGUCGUCACCAUCUGCAUUUCAUGUUAUGCAACUUUUAUUAUAACCAAAAAGCAUAAUAUAUUUGCGACUUUUCCCAAAAUUACAAACGAAACGAAUGCUAUUGAAGAAAUAAAUAAGCGGAUGUGGCAGUUCGGUGAUGAAUUGUAUAUGAAACCUUACAUCAAAUUAACACCAUAUUUAGUUGGAAUGCUACUUGGAUAUAAUUUACACAACAGAAAUCUUUCCAAAAAGGACAGCUGGUUGACAUUGUCAUUUGGAUGGAUUAUGUUUGCUUUCCUGUUGUGGAUCUGCUUUUUCGCCUUCGAUGGACGAGAUGAAUCUCUUUGGGAAACUGCUGUCUAUAAUGGUGUUAAAACUCUUUUAUUUUCUUUAGCGUUUUCUUGGCUUAUUUUCGUUUUCACUACGCAGCAAGGAGGAUCUUUCGGCAAAUUUUUUUCACGACCGAUUUUUAAGCCCAUUUCUCGACUAUCUUUCAGUGCCUACCUCACACAAAUUAUAGUGUUUGAAUGGAAUUUUUUAAGUUAUGAAGUAUUUGUGAGUGAAUCUCUCUUUUACGAAAGCAUUUUUUCCGACUUGUCCUGGGCGCUACUUUUGGGGCGUAUGUUUCUGUGGACAUUAGUUACUGCAUUUGCAGUGUCUUUGCUGUUCGAGUAUCCUGUAAUAAGAUUAUUGCAUACGUACUUAGCUGGAAAGGAAAAAACGUCGUGAUUUUCGCCUUGAAACUGGAUUUACUAUUGUUUCUUUUAUUGACUACUUUAAGACAUUGUACUUUUUUAUAUUGUGUAAUAAAUGUAAAUAUGAAAAAUUUUCCAACUCAAAAUU
Messenger RNA from Argiope bruennichi, 1901 nucleotides. Its product is annotated as nose resistant to fluoxetine protein 6-like. NCBI's taxonomy places the organism in Eukaryota, Metazoa, Arthropoda, Arachnida, Araneae, Araneidae. The record is from RefSeq and is a predicted model, not a curated record. Gene Ontology annotation, molecular function: acyltransferase activity, transferring groups other than amino-acyl groups. Bases 96 to 1787 code for a protein of 563 amino acids. The transcript is spliced from 14 exons.